AUGAGCUACAACUAUUCUUACAUCCCUGCGCCUGCGAUGCAGGAGAGCUCCUAUGCUGGGCCCUCAGGCCACGAGUCCCUAGAGGAAACCGACUAUAAUUUGCCUCGCUAUGGGCUCCAACCUGCCAUCGACAACAACGCGACGAGCUUCGUCCCUCCCUUUCAGAACUUGGGCCAUGAGCCCUACGUCUCCAGGACGCUUUCCCUGCCGAUGAAUAUGGCUACGAACGAGUAUGCUCCAGCAGCACGCAUGCAUACCGUGUCCAUGGCAGAAGACCCCUGGGCGCCGGUAGUAGAUCCCCCGACGCACCCGUUCGAUGAUGCCUAUAAGGCAUUCUCUUCAUACGCCAGCAAUACUGGCGUAAACAUAGAGCAGCCUGCUCCCCUGGGCGCCGCCACCCUCUAUCAAUUGUCCAACCGGCCCCUCAGCCCCUUGAGCCGCCCCGCCUGUCUCUGCCUCCCCACUCAGCUGUACCAUCACGCGUCGGUGGCGGCCUCGCCAGUUGCUUCAAGCUCAUCAUCGCACGAGACCGCCACGUUCUCCGACGGCACAUCGGACUCCGACCAUUGGCAAUCCACCUUUCCAGAUAACGAUGAGGGCUCCAACCAUCCCUCUCUUCCCUUCCCGUUGUACAACGAUGUGCGCCAGAACGCCGCCGUACAAUAUCCCACCAACGUCCUCGAGUACUUUGAGGCCCUUGUAGCUCAAGAGCCCCCGUCGGCUUGCAGUCCGUUCACUGCCCCGCAUGUGGCGGCCGGCCCCAGUCAGACCAGCGUCGGAGCUCCUCAGGUCCCACAGCCGGCUUCCCGACCUCCAACUUUCCCUCCAGAGGAGCCCGUUCUCGGCCCGCAUGACCCCCUACUCGUCCUGGAGGACGGCAUGGUUCAGUGCAACCUCCAUGGUUGCGCACGCAAAUGCCAAAAUAAAAGCGAUCUCAGGCGGCAUCGCUCAGCGCUGUUUCACGUUCCUCACCAAUUCCUGUGUGGACGGGGCUGCGGGACCUUGUUCACGAGGGAUGAUUCGGCGAAAAGGCACUUCGAUAACGAGACUUGUCUCAAACCUACUUUCAAAAGACCCACGUCCAAAGGAAUCAACAAACGCACUACUCGUGGAGGGAACGGUAGAGUAAAGAAGAAAGGUAUCAGCGACACUGAGGGCCUGAAUACCUACUUCCGGUCAUGA
Messenger RNA from Stereum hirsutum FP-91666 SS1, 1182 nucleotides. RefSeq lists its product as uncharacterized. The record is from RefSeq and is a predicted model, not a curated record. The transcript has 3 exons. The coding region runs from base 1 to 1182 and encodes 393 amino acids. NCBI's taxonomy places the organism in Eukaryota, Fungi, Basidiomycota, Agaricomycetes, Russulales, Stereaceae.